AUGUCGGCGCCCGCGGCGAAUCAAGACCCCGGGCAAUCGAGCUCCAGCAGCUCCAACCCGUCUCCCCAACCCGCCGCCUCUCCCUUCGCCGACCCUUCACCACCGCAACAACCUCAAAACCAGCACCAAGAUAAGCUCCAUACGCCGCCGCUGCUGAAUCCUCAGCAAUCAAACGUCCCCUCAGCCAAGAAGGAGAAGAAGCGUGUUGGUUUUCACGGCGACGACAGACCGCCCAGUAUUGUAGUUGGCGACGACUAUUUCUCCCAGAACAUGUCUCCAGAGGGCCCCGACACCAAUCCGUUUGCUACUCCCCGACGAGAUGUGCCCGAGGGCGCUCCGGACGCCGGCGAGCUGCGCCGUGCUCUGACCCAGGUCCUCAUCUCAGAAAGUCAGGAGGAGGCCGGCCCCUCAGAUACCCUCCGCCGCCCCCGGCCAGUAUUGCGCCGUAACACCAGCUACGAUGCCCCGGAGGAGCGGGAAAAGGCCGACGCCGCCGAGCGCAGUGCCGGCGAGCGUCAGCAACGCUCCGGGCUCGAGGCCCGUCAACGUGCCGACAGAUUGGCCGUCAGUGUCGAGAACUACUCGUCCCCGCCCUCGCGCAGGAACUCUCUCGACAUGGCCAACAACCCCUUCAGUGACGAGACUGACGAGGACCUCGAUCGCGUCGGCGGAUUGAGCACUGGAGUACAGGCGCCCAACAACUCGCGCCGCGCAAUACGCAACCGUCCCAGGAAGAAUUCCCACCUGGCUGCGGAGAACCUCGUCAGGUCACACACCCAACGCCAGAAGAGGGGAAGAGGCCAGCCCAAUGAUUAUUUGAAGUAUGCACCUCCGGCUGGUGCUCGCUCUGGAACAGCAACACCCACCAACGAACAGUCAUAUGCUCAUGAUUACGUCCCGCCGCCCAAGCAGUACCAUGGCGGAAUCUUGUCAUCGCUUCUCAAGCUGUACAACGAGAAUGGCAGCGGUGGCAGCAGCGGCCUCAACACCCCCGGGGGCACUACUCCGAAUCACUCGCCCCCCGGAUCCAAGCCGCCAUCUGCCCCGACAUCUGCACCACCCUCCGCGCCGCCGUCGGCUCCCGGGUCCCCACGCCCGUCUCGACCAAGCAGCGGCCUCUUCAGCUACCACAAGCAGCAAGGAUCUAGGUCUUCCAUGGCCCUCACGGAGCUGCUUAAGUCGUCCUCCGCCAUGAUGGGCCCUGGCUCGAGUGCCUUCUCAGCUGGCUUCACCGAGAAGAUCAAGCAAGAUGCACCCAAGCCCAAGAAGAAGAAGUCCGGCUGGGGCGCGUCUUCGCCUAAGAGCAGAUCUGACGAUAAGAUCAGGAUCACCAAGCAUAUUGCCCAGAUCCUCUCCCGGCAUAAGUAUCUGGUCAAGUUGUGCAGGGCUUUGAUGAUGUACGGUGCCCCGACUCAUCGUUUGGAAGAGUACAUGAAGAUGUCGGCCCGCGUCCUCGAGAUCGAGGGCCAGUUCUUGUACAUCCCUGGCUGCAUGAUCAUCAGCUUCGACGACAGUGCUACGCACACCACGGAGGUCAAGAUUGUGCGCUCUGCCCACGGUGUUGAUCUCGGCAAGCUUCGCGACACCCACCACGUAUACAAGCUCGUUGUCCACGACCUCAUUAGUGCCGACGAUGCAACGGUCAGGCUGGAUGCGAUUAUAGGCCGCAACUCCAAGUACCCAAGAUGGGUGCGCGUACUGACGUUCGGCUUCGCGAGCGCUUGUGUGGCUCCCUUCGCUUUCUCCGGUCGGUUCAUUGACCUCCCCAUCGCCUGGGUUCUGGGUGUUCUGGUGGGAUACAUGCAGCUGUACAUGGCACCUAGCAACGAACUGUACGCCAACGUAUUCGAGAUCACCGCUUCCAUCUUGACGUCUUUCCUGGCCCGCGCUUUCGGCUCCAUCAACAACGGUUCAAUCUUUUGCUUCUCGGCUCUAGCUCAAAGCUCCAUUGCCCUGAUUUUGCCAGGUUACAUGGUGCUGUGCAGUUCUCUGGAGCUCCAGAGCCACAACCUCGUCGCUGGUAGUGUUCGAAUGGUAUACGCCAUGAUUUACACACUCUUUCUUGGCUACGGUACCACCAUAGGAACAGCACUCUACGGCAUGAUUGACAGACACGCCGAAUCACGAACGACGUGCGAGAACCCCCUUAACAGGCAAUGGUAUCUUCUGUUCGUUCCGGCAUUCACAUUGUGCCUCUGCAUCAUCAACGGCGCAAAGUGGAAGCAGAUGCCUGUCAUGAUUGCCAUCUCCCUCGCCGGGUUCCUCGUCAACAACUAUUCGUCGGACUUCUUCGUGGGCAAUGCCCAGAUCUCCAACAUGCUGGGCGCUCUGACAGUCGGCUUACUCGCCAAUCUCUACUCUCGCCUCGGUCGUCACGCCCACAACAAGUGGCUCGACUUCCUCGACUGGUUCGACGUGCGUAUCAAGCCUCGCUUCGUUAGCAGCAGCCGUCGCCACAACGAGUACCAGAUGUCGGGCCACAACAACGGUAUCCACACCCCUGAUGAGUCGGCCCCGACAACGCCAACUUCCACGACCUUUGCGGACCCAGAAAAGCCCACGGAAGGAGGAGAACCUGCCAAGCGGACGCGCACUAUUGGAUACGGCUUGGCUGCGGCGGCCAUGUUGCCCGCAAUUUUCGUGCAAGUGCCCAGUGGUCUUGCUGCUGGUGGAUCCCUCCUUGCAGGAGUGACGUCAGCGGAUCAGAUCACGAAUAAUAACGGCACCACGGUCGACGCGUCCAACAUCAACAACUCGGCAUUCGACGUCCUGCUCAGCGUCAUUCAGGUCGCCAUUGGUAUUACCGUGGGACUCUUCCUGAGCGCUCUUAUGGUCUAUCCACUCGGCAAGCGACGCAGCGGUUUGCUCAGUUUCUAG
Messenger RNA from Colletotrichum gloeosporioides, 2877 nucleotides. Its product is annotated as Pheromone-regulated membrane protein 10. Bases 1 to 2877 code for a protein of 958 amino acids. Gene Ontology annotation, molecular function: transmembrane transporter activity. The record is from RefSeq and is a predicted model, not a curated record. NCBI's taxonomy places the organism in Eukaryota, Fungi, Ascomycota, Sordariomycetes, Glomerellales, Glomerellaceae. The transcript has a single exon. Gene Ontology annotation, biological process: transmembrane transport.